GCAGGGUGUUAAAUAUGCCACCAUCAAAGGAUGAGGGCCUAUUGUAAAGAAUGCGGGGGCAGUCAGAUUUGUCCCCAUCAAAGGCAGAGAUGCAUCUGCAAAGACUGCAAGGGCAGUCAGAUUUGUCCUCAUGAAAGGAUGAGAUCUCGGUGUAAAGAAUGCAAGAGUAGUCAAAUCUGUCAGCAUAAAAGGAGGAGAGCUUGCUGUAAAAAAUGCAAGGGUAGUGAAAUCUGCCAGACUGAAAGCAGGAGAGCAUGCUGUAAAGAAUACAAGGAUAGUCAGAUUUGCCCUCAUGAGAAAUUAAGGUAUCGCUGUAAGGAAUGCAAGAAGGAUAAACAAUUAGAGGGAACCAGGAGCUGCCCGAAGUGUAAAAACGUGUUGGGCCUAGAUGAAUUUAGAGUGCUGAGAAAUGGAAAGACGGCAAUAAUUUGUAUAUGUUGCCAGGAUAAAAAGAAGGAAUCACGGGAACGUAACAGAUGCCCCCAUGGUAGGCGGAGGUCUCAAUGUAAAGAAUGAUGCGGUAGAGAUAUAUACCAGCAUGAAAGGAGGAAGGCUUAUUGUAAAAACUGUAAGGGCGGUCAGAUUUGUGAGCAUGAGAGACAUAAGGUUUGCUGUAAGGACUGUAGGAAGGGCAAACAGCUGGAAUAAAUACAGCUUUAUUCUGUGGAAUAUGAGUGACCACAACGCGUGUUUGUCCUCUGGGGCAAAAACCAAUCAAUAUGUAUGAGACUAAGAGCUGCACGCAAUGUAAGCGCUAUCUUUGUUUGGACAAUUUUAGGAUCAAGGGGAAUGGUCAACUAACAAAAAUGUGCAUAGCUUUCCCGGAUAAAAGGAAGGCGUCACGUGAACGUAAAAAAUGCCCCUAUUAAAGGCAGAGAUCUCGUUGAAAGGACUGAAAGGGAAGUGAAAUCUGCAAACAUGAAAGGAUAAGAACAACGUGUAAGGACUGUGGGUAAAGUCAGGUGUGCAGUGAACAUGGUAGGAUAAGAUAUCAGUGUAAAGAGUGUGGGGGUGGAAGUUUCUGCGGUGAACAUGGCAGGCGAAGAUCCCGGUGCAAAGCCUGAGGGGGUGGAAGCAUCUGCAAGGAUAAAAAAGUGAGGGACUAUUGCAAAGAGUGUAAGGACACGUUUUUGCGCGGCAAAAAAAGCAAGAUUUUGGAUAACUAAGUUUGACGUGGCUUGAGAAAUAUAACUUGUAGCGUACAACUUUUUCAAAUUAUGGACACAAUUAGAAAAAGAUUGAAAUUGUGUCCUGUUUUUUCCCUUUUUAAAACAAUGUUUUGUUUCGGAGUAUUAAGUCAUUCUUUUCCGGAGCAAGACUGGAGCAAAAAAGUCUUUCAUAAGAUUUGAGGUAAAAAAUCUUUAGAUUUUUUCCAUUUUAAUCCCAAUUUUUUUAAAUAUUUUUUAUUGAUAUAGGUUUAUUAGGUAUUACUGCUUUCGAUUACAAAAAAAUAUAUGAAAAAAAGAGCAAGUUUGGAGCUAAUAGUCCCUAGCAAUAAAUUUAGCGACUAACUGUAAUAGAAUGGUAUCUUACAAAAAUCCCGAAGUGUUCUUUUAUUUUAUGUUAAACUAUUCUUCAAGCUGUGCAUUUUUCGGGUAUUUGAAUAUCUAUAAUCCGAUGUGCAAAUGUUAAUUUGUGCAAAAGCAUAAAGCGUAUUAUCAUUAAUGACUAUUUGCUGCAAAAUUGCUCUUAUUUUAG
Messenger RNA from Hydractinia symbiolongicarpus, 1698 nucleotides. RefSeq lists its product as uncharacterized. The record is from RefSeq and is a predicted model, not a curated record. The transcript has a single exon. NCBI's taxonomy places the organism in Eukaryota, Metazoa, Cnidaria, Hydrozoa, Anthoathecata, Hydractiniidae. Bases 31 to 516 code for a protein of 161 amino acids.